Messenger RNA from Manduca sexta (tobacco hornworm), 613 nucleotides. RefSeq lists its product as uncharacterized. The coding region runs from base 140 to 613 and encodes 157 amino acids. The transcript is spliced from 4 exons. The record is from RefSeq and is a predicted model, not a curated record. NCBI's taxonomy places the organism in Eukaryota, Metazoa, Arthropoda, Insecta, Lepidoptera, Sphingidae.
UUCUAAAUUAUUUAUUCACGUGCCACAACCGCAAAAUCUUCGUGUAAAGUGGCUGCAGUUAGCACGACGUGAUCCGACCAGUGUAUCAGCAAAAUCCUCAAUUUAUUUUUGCGAGGAUCAUUUUGAUCUGCCCAAUGACAUGGAAAACUACAUGGAGUACAGUAUUAUGGGUUCUGUGUCGGCAAUACGAAUGAAACCCUGCUGUUUACCUUCUAAAUUUGAAUGUCAACCUGAUCGUUUGAAGAGAACGACCAAAAGUGGACCUCGGCCAGUGGCAGUAAAAAGACAGCGUGCAUCAUUAAUACAAGAAAUACUUGUACAGACAGAAACUGUCAAUACACCAUCCACUAGCAACAUAGGGACUGGAGAUUCACAAGUAAUGGAUGAAGAGUCAGAUCUCUUUGAAAUGAACCAAAAUAAAUCAACCCAAGUGUGUCCGAAUCUGAAAGGAUGUAGUUUAGUGAGACCUCCAAGUGUAUCAGCUAAGUCCAAUUUAACCAAAGUUGAAGCUCGAAAAACUAAGGAGAUAGCAAGUUUACGGAUACACAUUGAAAGAGUCAUCCGGCGGUAUAAGGGGAGUUCUCCAAUGUUAAAAACCACAGUCGGUUGUUAA